Messenger RNA from Cherax quadricarinatus, 3325 nucleotides. RefSeq lists its product as uncharacterized. The record is from RefSeq and is a predicted model, not a curated record. NCBI's taxonomy places the organism in Eukaryota, Metazoa, Arthropoda, Malacostraca, Decapoda, Parastacidae.
GGUUAGGAAGGGAGCCAGGCCAGAAGGUUGGGUGCAGGCAGCCAGUGUGCUCUCUGCUGGUGUCCUUAGUGGUCGAUCUUCACCUCACUGCCUGCCCACCACGCCUGUCUCCAGAGCUUAAAAAUUUUCAAGAUUAAAACUAAACUUUAAAAGAAAAAGUGGAGCAAUACAAAUGAAUUACAAUAAAAGUCCAAUUCCCUGAAUCAAGAGUCCGUCAGUUAUAUCAGAGAACCUGUCUGAAUAAAUAUAAAAAUUAAAUAAUUAAGACCCCCUCACAUCAAAAUUAGUUGAAACAAACUUCCAACUAUGUGGUGUAUGGAAACUGUUAAGAACUUUAUUCAGCAUUCAUAAAAAACUAACAGCAAUAAAGAUAGCAGCAGCUGUCAACACAAAUAAGAUGGCUGGCACUGCUAACAUGCCAAGAAGCAAGAUGUCUCCCACUACAUCUGAUAUGAAGUCUCCAAGUGCCCCCACCCAUUCUGCCUCUGCCUUCUCACUUCUGCGAUAUAUGCACAAGAUGAAACCAGCGGAUCUCUCGCCUCGUAAUGACGACCUCUCAAGCCAUGAUAGUUCUCUGGAGGUUGAGGAGGAAGGCAGCAGCUGCAACAGCGACCCUGGCACAGGCAAGGCACGACGGGGCUACUGCAGCCGCUGUGACAACUGUUUCCCCGACGCAGCCCUCCACCGCCACCCACAGAAAGAUUACGACUCGAUGAUGGUGGAGAGACAACCCAGUAAUACCAGUGCCAGUAGCAACGCCAAGUACGUCAGUAACAAUAGUGAUCACGCUGACGACACCGACGAAGGUCCUUGCGGCGGCUGCGACAGCGAGACGGAGAGCGAUAGGGUACCCAAGUGUGCAUCGCGGAGUUCUAACGCUGACGGCAUGGAGACCCCUCAUGAUGUGGACCUGACGGAGGCCAUCAAGAUCCCUGAGGUAAACGGCAAGAGGUCGAUCGUGGAGGUGCUCUCGCAGGUGGUGAAGCUGGAGCGCUCGUCUUCUUCGUCUGCGUCAGAGCUUACCAGAACUCCUGAAGCCCCAGAUAUCGUGACGUCGACGACGAAGGGUCGUGCAAGGAAGGCUCCGCCGCCGAAAAGGAUGACGAGCGGGGCUCAGAGGGGCGCUGAUGUGGCUACUCUGGCUAUACUAUGCCAGCACUACGCUCAGCUCGUCCAGGCACUCAAGGAGGAGAAUUAUCUGCUGUCAUGCGCGCGAAGUCCCUUGCUGGCUACGCCCCGGAGCAGUGUGCGGGUAGCCCCUGGCGGCAUUGCUGCUCGCAGGCACCUGGGCAGUAGCGGCAGUGGCAGGAGCAGAAGCACCAAAAACGUCUUUAACUGGGACUCUGAAUUCGUGCAGAACUACGAACAAAAUCGCCUGGCUGCUGUGGAUAAGGACGGUGAAGCAACGAUGUUCAAUAACGAGAGCUGCGGCAAGUUUAUCUCGGACAUCAGGAUGCCAGAUUCUCCCAAAAGUAUAAGAGUGCAAAGGAGUUACUCCACUUUCAAAGAUAACUGCAAUAAUAAUAAUAACAAUAACAAUAAUUGUUCGCCACUGGAGAGUCCCACGAGAGUGAGCGACGACAGGCCUAAAAGUGUUGCCAGCUCAGCAAGUGACCUGUCACACAAGGAGAGAAAAUCCUGGAACUUCAAGCCUCUACGAAGUGCAGCGGGCAAACACAAGAGGGACUCGAAACACACAAGGAAGAGUUCCUUCAGUUUAUUCAGGGACUCCAAAGACACCGAGAAAUUAGACAUAGAGAACGGGAACAAGUCGCCAGAGGUGGGGUCCCGAGCAGCUACCUUCCAGACACCGACGGUGGGAGUUCUCUCCACCAAGAUCAACGACAUGGAACUCAAGAUUCAGGAAAUACUUAAGCUGGAGCCCAUUGACCUCAUAAUGAGAGAGAACAGCCUGGACAGGUCGCCAGGCAGACGCUCCCUGGGUAGUGGUGGCAGCCUCAGGAGGUCUGCCAGUGUGGGACAGAGAGGAAGCUUCUACCGCCACUCCGUCAGGGACACACGCAGGGACCAGUGUCGGCAGGACGUGUGUGACUCAGACGAGGUGUGUGACGAGGGAUCGAGGCGCUGGUGUGGCUCCAGCCUGGCAGGUGGUGCUGCUGCUGGUGGUAAUGGCGGAUGCCAAUACCAGGUCCUUGCUCAGGCUGCCCACGUCGAAGUGGACAAACUUAGGCAACUCGUCCACCUCCUCAAUUCCAGACUGACAGAGCUGAGUGGGAAGAUGCUGGAGGCAGAGGCGAGGCUACGAGAGGAGCACCAGAGAUCAGCCAUCAUGGAGCGCUGUCUAGAACGACGGGCUCUAGAGGCUGCUCCCUGUACAGAUGAGAAUGGUGGGUGGCGUGGGAGCAGGUCGCCUCACCCAAGCGGAGAGAGCACCAGUGGAAGAAGACACGGACCCUCUGUCCUGGCAUGGGGUGAUGCAGCCACUGAGAAUCUACUCAGAAACAAAGUUGAGAUGGCGAGAGAAGAAAUUGAGCUCCUACGGCAACACAUUGACCUGCUCUUACGCAUGCGGCAAGAGGACCUCAAGGUCUACGAGUCAACGGUGGACAAAUUUCGACACACAAUAGCCUCGGGGAGCCAGUGGUAGAAUUCAAGGCACUAUCUUAGUCCAUAUAAGUAAAUACUAGGAAAGGUAGCCUCAAAAACCCAUAUAAACAAAUUUAAAAAAGCAAGCCUAUGGUAAAUAACAGAGGACAUCUCAGGUAACCAAAGGAAGAGAAUGGCAUGUUAACAACCCAGUGAACCUGAAUAUUAGUAUAUAUGGUAGGUUUAGAAAUCCAGUAGUCAAGGAUGUUAGGAUAUAAUAGCUUCAGGAAGCCAAUGGAGGUUUUAACUUGAACAUAGUUGUACUAGGAAGUUCAUUUUAAGUAUGUACUAAUACUCAUUAUUGUUACUUAACUAUGUACAUCUUCAGUACACUGCAUCAUUCAUUCAUUGUUAACUGUACAUCACUACACUGCAUCAUUCAUUCCUGUUACUUAGCUCUCUACAUCUUCAUGCCAUUCAUUCUUAUUACUCAAGUUUGCAUGUCUUUACUACACUGAAUCAUUCAUUUUCACUAGAUUCUGCACAUCAUUACUUCUGAAUGUUGCACAUCUUGGUUUCAACAUAGAGGAUGAAGCCUGGACAGAGGAUCAAGCCUCCAGUGCCACUGUGCUAAAUAAUACACAAAAGGUUUUGUGCAUCAUGAAAUACCUUCAAAACCAUUAUUCCAACUUAAUUCAGUGGCCUCGUAUAUUUAUAUUGAGUAUAACAUCAAUUAUAAACAUGGUCUAUAGAUAAGGAAUAAAAAUGUCUGCACAGA